Molecule: messenger RNA, 1293 nt
Organism: Aspergillus ibericus CBS 121593
Lineage: Eukaryota; Fungi; Ascomycota; Eurotiomycetes; Eurotiales; Aspergillaceae
Product: putative CUE domain protein
Exons: 1
Coding region: 1-1293 (430 amino acids)
Biological process (GO): DNA repair; DNA alkylation repair
Cellular component (GO): nucleus
Molecular function (GO): zinc ion binding; dioxygenase activity
Source: RefSeq, a predicted model, not a curated record
AUGGAUCGCUUCGUCUCCAGGAAGAGGCCCCGGAGCCCUUCAGCUCCAAUCCCCGACGAGGAUUCCACCGACCUGAAGUUAGCCCUUCUGAUCUCACUCUUCCCCGACAUGGCCCUGGACGCGUUGAUGGAAAUCCUGAUUUCCAGCAGUGGCUGUGUACAAACAGCCUCCUCCAUCAUCCAGGCCCAGGCACGCCCGACCAAGAAACGAACGCCACUCCCAGGGACACCAGCAAUCCAAACCUCCCUAACCACCCACAUCCCAUCCACCACCACCCCCACCCUCCCACCCAAAGGAACCACCCUCCACCUCUACUCUCCCACCGACAUAGCAACCCACACUCCCUGCACCCUCAUCCACAACUUCCUCCCCUCUUCGCAAGCAACCGCCCUCCUCACCGAACUCCUCGCCGAAUCCCCGCACUUCUCCCGUCCCCAAUUCCAACUCUUCUCCCGCACCGUCUCCAGCCCCCACUCCUCCAGCAUCUACGUCUCCACCCCCGAAGAACACCACCAACACACCUCCGAAUACACCUACGGCGGUACCUACCGCUCCAACGUCCGUCAACUCACUCCCCACAUGCGCGCCGUCUCCGCUCGCGUCCAAACCACCGUCAACCACCACAUCAGUCUCCGUCCAAAACUCCCCUUCCAAUCUCCGAAACCAUGGACCCCCAACGCCGCCUUCGUGAACUGCUACGCCGGCCCCGCCGAAAGCGUAGGCUAUCACUCUGAUGAACUUACUUAUCUCGGGCCCCGUCCUGUCAUUGGAAGCUUGAGUUUGGGCGUGGAGCGCGAAUUCCGACUCCGCAAGAUCCUCCCUAACGAUAAUACCAACGAGGAGGAGGGACAAGGACAGGGACAAAUAUCCAUCCACCUCCCCCACAACUCCCUCCUCAUCAUGCAUGCCGAAAUGCAAGAGGAAUGGAAACAUGCCAUCGUCCCAGCGAAAAGUAUCACGAUGCAUCCGGUGGCCGGGAAUAAACGGAUCAAUAUUACGUAUCGGUGGUAUCGGGAGUCGUUGCAUCCGAAGUAUACCCCGCGGUGUCGGUGCGGGGAACCUACGAUUUUAAGGUGUGUGCAGAGGAAGCAGGAGACGAGGGGACGGUAUAUGUGGAUGUGUUAUGCGGGGUUUGCGCCGGGGAAGACGGGGUGUGAGUUUUUUCAGUGGGCUGAGUUUGAUGAGGAUGGGGAGCCGGUGUGGGUUGAUCGGGAGGUGGAGGAUGAGGAGGGUCCGAGGUUGAGGAAUUUCGUAGAGGAUGAAUUCGGAGACAAGGAUGAUGUUGGGAUGUAA